This is a messenger RNA of Argiope bruennichi, 5164 nucleotides long. RefSeq names its product titin-like (gene Bdp1). Gene Ontology annotation, cellular component: transcription factor TFIIIB complex. Lineage: Eukaryota; Metazoa; Arthropoda; Arachnida; Araneae; Araneidae. Gene Ontology annotation, molecular function: TFIIIC-class transcription factor complex binding. Gene Ontology annotation, biological process: RNA polymerase III preinitiation complex assembly. The transcript has 21 exons. The record is from RefSeq and is a predicted model, not a curated record. Bases 284 to 3460 code for a protein of 1058 amino acids.
AAAAAAAAAAAAAAACAAUGAUGUAAUCAAGUAGAAUUGUAGGAAAUUGUAAGAACAAGAAUAUAUUUAAAAUUAUCACUUCAUUUGUAUCUAAAUGUUAUUUGUUCACAGGAAUCAGUAUUUUCGUUUUCUGAUAAUACAUAUAUAUUUCAAUUCCCAAUGAUGGUUGCAUCAUGUGUGUAUAGAAUUAAACAGAAUAUACGGGAAUAUUUUAAAUUGCUGUAAAAUUCCGAAAUCCAAGGAAUCAGUGUGAAUAAAUUUUUUUGUAUUAUAAGUUGAUUAAAUGGCAUCUGUGGCCAUGUUGUCACCUCCUAUCAAGAAAGAGUCAGAUGUGCUGACAAGAACUUCUCUACUUCCAAAACGAAAGCCAAUUGUAUCAAAUGUUACUACACGAGCACGUUUUGUAAAGCCUCGACCAAAUGUAUCUGUUAACAAGGCUUUGAAAGAAUCUUUACCUGCUCCUUCAGAGAAUACAAAAACUGAUAAUGUACCAUCACAACCAAUUGAGGCAGAAUCUGAGCUAUUACAGAGACCAGUAAUCCCAAAAAAAACAGCAACUAUUCCUGCUCUUUCCAGAGCUCGAUUUCAGAGAGCCAGACCAAACAUUGGUUUAUUGGUGAAUAAACCUGUUAAAGAUAGUCAUCUGCCAGAAGAAAGAUAUACUUCAGAUGAUCUUAAAACCCAACAGAUUUCUGAUUCUAAAGUAGAUGUACCUGAUGAUUCCGUGAUUGAAUCUAUUUCAGACAAGAGAUGUGAUAGUGAUUGCAAGUCACCCAGGGUUUCCAGUUUGUUCAAUACUGAAAAAGCUGUUGACACAGCAUUUUCUAUUCCUGAAUCUCAAGUUAGUCCUCAGCCAAUUGUAGACUUUGAUCCUGUUUGUGGUGACCACCAAGAAUUCUCUAGUGUAAGAACUACUGUUCCACAAGACAAAACAUUAGAAUCUCAUGCUGAAGAAAGUUCCCAUCCAGAUGUGCCAAUACGAGAAACUGAAACUGAAAUAUCAUCUUUUCCUGACACUGAAAGAUCUUUGAUAAGCCCAAGACCACAUUUUGAAAUUGCCCAAGAAAAAGAAAGUCUUACUGCAUCUGCCAUUGUGAAUAAAAAUACUGAAUAUCCCACAUUGAAAAGUAUCUUAAAUUCACCUAGAAAAAGAACAGCAACAAAAAAGGUGCAUGAGAGACGAAAAAGAGUUGCUAAUUUUUCUUCUACUCCAUCACGAAGUGAAAUGACAAUGGUAGAUUUGAUAUAUUGGAAUCCUUCUAGCUCACCAAUGAAGGAAAUUAAACCAACUGCCCCAGCUGUGGAAGAUCUGUUACCAGUAGAUGACCCCCCACCUAAAACAGACGAAGUAGAAAAUUGCAAUAUUGGUCCAAAAGUAAUCAUAAAUGAUGAUGGUGAAAUUAUUUUGGAUGAAUCUUCACUUUUUGUUCGUCGUAAAGAUACUGUUGAUCAUUCAGUAGCUGCCGUUGUUGAGAAUGAUAAUACUACCUAUUCAUCAUUUAGAAAUCGAUCAUUUAAAACAUGGUCCAAAAGAGAAACUGCCAAAUUUUAUAAAGCUCUUAGUUUAGUUGGUACAGAUUUUGCUUUGAUGGAAAAUAUUUUUAAAGAAGAUGGAAAUGUUACUCGUACUAGGCGUGAAUUAAAACUUAAAUUUAAAAGAGAAGAAAAGAGUAAUCCCAAGUUUGUUCAUACUGCUAUGUAUGAACUGCAAACGUAUGAUCUAAAUAUAUUAGAUGAGGAUCAUGAUAUUGAACUUUUGGAUGAAUCAGAACUGAUUGAUGAUGCUCCUAAACAAGCAAAAAAAUUUUCUAUAUCAGGAAUAAAGACUCCAGGUAAAAGAGGAAGAAAAAAGAAAUCGGAAUUAACUGAAGCUAUCGUCAAUGAAAAUACAUCAGAAUCUAUUCUUGAAGUGGAAGAGGAAAGUAGAGAAGCAAUUGAUUCAAUGUCUAAUGGAGAUUUGCAAGUAAAUAAAAAUGAUUCAGAAUCCAACUCAAAACUUAUUGCUUCACGACCUGAAAGAAUAAGAAAAGCCAAGGAUUUAGCAGAUUAUGUUACCGACGUGGAUGAUUUAAGUGAUACAAAUGAUAGUGAGGGAGAAACAUUGCCUAUCAAAAAAAGGAAAACAGCUCAAAUACUCUCUGAAGAGGAUGAUGGUAACAUGGAAACUUCAGAAAAUAAUGGCUUGGUUACUGGUGAUCACAACACUUUUCAGGAAAAAGUAACAAGUAAUGAAGAGAUUUGUCCCUUUAUUACUAAAGAAGUAGAUGGUUCAUUAGAUGAAAGUAAUGAUGGAAAGUACUCUGGAGAAAUACAUAUUAAAAAGAAAAGAACACAUCAAACUUUACCAGAGAAUAAUGAAGAAAGCCUUGAAACUAAUAAUCCUUUUUCAGAUUUAAUGCCUGAAACUUCACGUUCUGGAAGAAAAAUAAAGGCUAAGAAAAUGCUAGAUUUCAUUAUAGAUCCUGAUGCUUUGAGUGACUCAGAUGCUGAAAACCCAGAUUCUUUGGGAGCUGUUAGCCAGUUAUGCGAAUCUACACAAUUAGAAGAAGAGUUUUCUAUUAUUCCUUCUGCUGAAGCUAAUGGUGAAUAUUCUGAAGAACAGAAUAUCAUUUGCACUUUGGAUGUUGAAACUCCUAAUGAAAAUAAUUUGGUCAUUGAGACUCUUCAUGAAAUGGAUCAGAAUGAAUCAAAUAAUCCUGAGAUAAUAAGUGUGGUGGAAACUAUAUCUCCUACAGAAGCUUUAUCACCUGCCAUUUCUUCAGACCAGUCCAAAAUUGAUAAUUUCUUAAAGCCAGAUUCUGAAAAUUGUAAUGAUGUUGAAGCCAACAAUAUCCUUACAGAUCCUGUUGUCACAGAAGUUGUUGUUACGUCGGACCAAGUGCCUCGCAGAACAAGAAGAAAAAUUCUACCAAAUGUUAUCAAAGGUAGUAUGCGACCUCCAAUUCAGAAGAAACCAGUAUUGCCACCUCGUAGAACAUCUUUCACUAGCUUUACACCAGUUGAAGAAGAAAUGCCAAAACUAAAUGUUGUGAUACCUGUAAAAACUUAUUCAAAGCCAACUGACUCAAAACUAAUCAAAUCAGAAGAGCAAGAUGACAUACCAGAAUAUUUAGAAACAGUUCAGAAAUCUCCUGCGAACAUUUUAAGGAAACGUUCAAAAAGUGGACCAUCUAAGUCACCAUGUACUCCAGAGAUAAGCAUUUCUAGAACUAACUCUAUGUGUACACCAACUCGAUCGCCAUUGACAAAUGCACCUUUAAAUGUGUUCAGUUUCAAUUCUGAUAGUAAAUCAAAUAUGCAGCACUCUUCUAUAGAAAUGCCAUUGAAUUCUUCAACAGCUGAUCCAAAAACUAUAAAUAUGAAUCCAGAGAAUGUAUCAGAUUCAGCUCCUGUAGUUUUAUUCACAAGGACUCCUAACAAUUCAAAUAUGCUACAUUUGUUCCUGUAUCAGAAAUCUUAAUUUCUGGCCAAAAAUAGAAAUAGGUAAAAAAAUUUAGCUAAAUUUUUAUAUUUAUGUUAUCAAAAUCUUGGUAUUGUUAUAUGCACUAUUUAUAAUUUAUUGCUUUUAAUCACGUUCUAGUAAGUUUUUUUUUUUUUUUAAUAUAUAGUAUGAAGUUAUCUAUUCAAGGACAUUCUGAUGAACUUAUAUCAUUAAAUUUAGCUGUUUAUCAAAUUCUUAGAAAGAAAAUAUCUAAUUUCAAUUUAAAUUCUAGUGUCAAAGUAAAAUGAUAUUAUCAUUCAAAGUGAAACUUAUGUACAUAUAUGUGGGUCCACUUUUGCUAUUAUUUUAUUAUAAUAUUUCUUUCAUUUUCUUUUUAAUUUUGAUUAUGUAGUUUGUAGCAGUUUUGCUAUCUAAUAUUUAUUUUAAAUCUUUAUUUCAUGAAGGUGAUAUAACAGUUGGCAAAAUCAGAAAAUAGAUUUUGCUCAAAUAAUUUUAUAGAAAGAAUUUAGUACUUUGAAGAAAUUGUCAAGUUUAUUUUUAAUUGAAAUUGUAGAGAGAAAAAAAAGAAGAAAGAAAACUUUGCAAUAAGAUAGAAAAAUCUUCUAAUUCUUCUGUUUGUUUUUUUUAUGUGUAGUUGCUUAUAGGUUGUAGAGGUACAAAAAAAAUUUACGUACAUUAAUUUGCAUAUUAAGUAUAAUUAUAAAUAUAUUGUACACUAUUUUCUUUAUACUUUACCUUGGUUUCUAUAAAACACAUGAUAUGAAAUUGUGAUAAAAAAUUAUCUUUAAUAAAAUAUUAAAUUGUGAGCUUUUUUUUAAUGUGUUGUUCAUAUAAACUUGAUUUCUUCUUGACUCCUGUUUAUGAUACAAAAUCUUUAGUUAUUUCAGAAAAUUUAGAGAUGGAAGGAUAAUUCACUGAAUAAAAUUCUGGCACUGAUGUAUCAUUUUGUAUUGGAAAUAAUUGUAAAGCAUCGUUAAAAUGUGUAAAAAUAUUUCAAGACUAAAAAAUGGAUGAAAUUUCUGAAAUUAAUGAAAAUUUAUUUAAAAUGAAAUUGAAUUCUUUAAAAUGAAUACUAUUUGCCAAUGAAAAGCUCAUUUAUAUUGUUUAAUUAUAAUUGACUAUAAAAAUGGUAUAAGCUUCAUAUUGCCGAGAAUCUGUAUGAGAAUGUUCCUCGUCUCUUAUUCAAAAUCUUAGUCACGCUGUUCCUCAUUCUCAAUUUUUAAAAAUAUUGCUUGAAAAAACAGUAAAUCUUGUAUGCCUAUCCUUUAAGAAUAAAAUGAAAUCUAUUAAAGCUUUAAGCAUGAAGAUCUAGAAAAAUUACUCUAGAUGAUUACAAUGCAGAAUUGAAUCGAAUUCCAUGUUAUUAAUCAUUUCUCAAUUGAAUCAUCUAGAUAUUUAGAUGCUUUAUUCGAGUGUUAAAGCUUUGCUGAACAGUUGUUAACUUCAACAAUAAUAACUGUUUUGAUUGUAUGGAUUUUAUUUCCCUGUGUGUAAAUUUAUGAAUAGUAGUUACUUGAUAAAUACCACAAAUAUUUAGCAUAUGAAUUUUUUCCCCAUGAAUUUAUCUUCUGUUAAAUAACCAAAGCAACCAUAUGACAAUUGGAAACUAUUUAUUAUACUACUCUUGUCCUUUGUUUUUUGUUUAUGAAUAGAAUAAUUGUACAUUUUAUAUAAUGUUAUAUAUUUUAAAUUAUUUGUAAAUACUGUGUAUUAUUUAAUUUU